UCGCGGUUGGGAGCGUACAGUGAGUCGCACGCCCCCUUUGUCCAGAGGGGAAACUGAGGCCCGGCGAGGUCAGGGGGCCGGUGGGUUCUGCGAGGAUCGGGUUUCCUCCUUUCCUCCCCCAUCAGAGCCUGGCUGCUUCAUCCGUCCAUUCAUCUAUCCGCCCACUCACCCACCCAGCUUGCCAGCCAACCCCUGCGGGGCAGCUAUGGUCAGGGCCAGUUUGAGGAGAGUGUUGAGCUGUGGGGCUUCAGGGCUUUCCCUGGAAGUGGGGAGAGGUGGGAGGGUGUUCCCUGCUGAGGGGACGCUGGCGUGACUGGGUUGGGGCGAGGAGUUCACUUUUCUGAGAACUGAUAGAUUCAUGGAUAGGAAGUGGGGAAGAUAAGGAUGGACAGAGGGCCGAGGCCAGACCUGCUGGGUCUUGUGGGCUGAGGUGGGGGGUGUGGUCUCCAUCUGGGGCAGUGGUGAGCCCUGGGAGGGUUUGGAGCAGGAAGGGACAUCCCAGGUGUUUUUGGACAAAGAUCCCUAUGGCCUUUCCUCUUUGCCCCAUGCAGUUCAGAGGAUAGAAACCCUAAGAUGUGAUGGGCUUGUGCCCUUUUCAGGGGAGAUCCAUGACCCCGUGAACUUUAAUCACCUGGCCUGUUUAUAUCUUUCACCUUCUCCCUGGAACAAGUAAAUCGGCUCCCCCAGCUGAAGUCACAUCUUAACCCUGAUGACACUGGCACCUCCAUCUCCAAGUCAGUCCUGAGUGUCCGAUUCCUUCUGGGUGUCUCCAGACAGACUUAUCUUUCUGGGCUCCCCCACCUCUCACCUCCCACAUUCCUCAUAUCACUCUGGGUCAGUCUAUCUAUUGAGUACCUACUGCGUGUCUGGCAGUUCAGGGCACGGAAGAUCCAAAAGGGAGCAAAACAGAAGCAGGUUUCCAUUUCCUCUCUGCCCUCAUGGAGCUGAGUCUAAGGGGAGAGAGGGAUCCUGAACAGGUAACAAAUCAUCAAGAUGAUUUCAGGGGAUGACAAGUGCUGAGAAGGAGAAAAGUUCUGCAGGCCUGUGCCGGCCACCCUCUCUCCCGCUGCAGGCCCAGGGAGGGCCAUGAAGGUGCUGCUCCUCGCGGGGCUGGGAGCCCUGUUCUUUGCCUAUUAUUGGGAUGACAACUUUGACUCAGCCAGCCUCCAGGGAGCCCGUGUGCUGCUGACUGGAGCCAGUGUGGGUGUCGGGGAGGAGCUGGCAUAUCACUACGCGCGCCUGGGCUCCCACCUGGUGCUCACUGCCCACACCGAGGCUCUCCUGCAGAAGGUGGUAGGGAACUGCCGGAAGCUGGGCGCUCCCAAGGUCUUCUACAUCGCUGCGGACAUGGCCUCCCCUGAGGUGCCCGAGCGCGUGGUGCAGUUUGCGCUGGACAAGCUGGGCUCCGCCCUCUUGACCUUGGCUCCACCCCGGGCUGGUGUUUCCCCCUCUUCCAUUCGGAACUCCGCCCCAGUCCUAGAGCCCCGCCCCUACAUACCAAGGCCCGGCCCCCAGGCUCUAGGCUCCGCCCCUGCCCCUUCUGGCCUUCGGUUCCUCCUCCGCCCGGUGACUCGCAGUCGCCACCUCCAGGUGAACUUCCUGAGUUACGUGCAACUGACUUCGUUGGCGCUGCCGAGUCUAACUGACAGCAAGGGCUCUCUGGUGGUGGUGUCCUCGUUGCUAGGCCGCGUGCCCACGUCCUUCUCCAGCCCCUACUCGGCGGCCAAGUUCGCGCUGAAUAGCUUCUUCGGCUCUCUCCGGCGGGAGCUGGACGUGCAGGACGUGCACGUCGCCAUCACCAUGUGCGUCCUGGGCCUCCGGGAUCGCGCCUCGGCCGCCGAGGGAGUCAGGGGCGUCACGAGGGCCAAGGCGGCCCCAGGGCCCAAGGCAGCCCUGGCCGUGAUUCGUGGCAGCGCCACGCGUGCCUCCGGCGUCUUCUACCCGUGGCGCUUCCAUCUGCUCUGCCUGCUUCGCGGCUGGAUGCCACAGCCAAGGGCCUGGUUCAUCCGCCAGGAGCUCAACAUCACGACCCCCGCUGCUGCCUGAGCCCCUGGGCUUAAUGCCCCUUCGUCUUCCCAGAAGAAGAUCCUCCAGCCAAUCGUCCUGGAGCCUGGACACGCACCGAGACACCUCUGAGCGGGUGGCCGAGGGCCAAAAGAAAGUCAUCAAGACAGAAAAGUAAACCUGAGAAAAACUACCAGCCUUGUCAGGGACUUGGAAGGCAAUUACCUCAGUCUUCUC
This is a messenger RNA of Balaenoptera acutorostrata (minke whale), 2241 nucleotides long. RefSeq names its product hydroxysteroid 11-beta dehydrogenase 1 like (gene HSD11B1L). Gene Ontology annotation, cellular component: intracellular membrane-bounded organelle. The record is from RefSeq and is a predicted model, not a curated record. Lineage: Eukaryota; Metazoa; Chordata; Mammalia; Artiodactyla; Balaenopteridae. The transcript has 7 exons. Gene Ontology annotation, molecular function: oxidoreductase activity. Bases 1087 to 2046 code for a protein of 319 amino acids.